AUGAGGAAACAUCGAAAUGAUGCAGCGCUGGGUGCAACCGUAGCUGAACAGCAGGGCUUUUUUGAUCUGGCUAGUAUACGGCGUGAAUUAGCGGAGUCGAUAAAUCGUCAUCAACGUGAAAAUCCUCGUCAGUCGGAGUGGGCAGAUGGCCGGCGGAAACCGCUCGGAAACCAAUCAUAUCCCCACAGAAUUCUCUCUGUCGCGCUGCGGACUAAGGCACAAGGUCUCUUUACUCGGGCAAGGAUGAAGAGUGACUUGCUUCUAUUUCUGGGAUAUCUUUGUUGUGUUUCACACGCGGGGAGGAGGAGAAAAGUGUGUCCCGGCCUCAAAGAUCCUGACUAUGUGAAUUACUUUAAUAUCCAAAGAUUUAAAGGCUGCACAAAAAUUACCGGAAACAUCAUCAUUAGCGAUGCUACAUUCAACGGUGACCCAUACCUCAACUUGAUGGGACUUCACCCACAUGCUCUCAAAGUGUUUGAAAACGUCCAAGAUAUAACAGGGUGUCUCGUGGUCCAAGGCUAUCAUCCAGACUUCACCAGUCUUUCCUAUUUCAAGAAUCUCAGUCGAAUACGUGGAAAGAGAACGCUACUUGACAAUUCAUUAACAAUAGCAUUCACAUCAUUAAAAUACCUCGGUAUGACAUCAUUGAAAUCAAUACAGCGAGGGAACGUCAUGAUCGCAAGCAACAAAGAUUUAUGUUAUGUUGAUAGUAUAGAGUUCCAGCAAUUCUUUCGAAGAUCCAGAAAUAAACGCCAGAGAGCAGUAGUUCAAAGAAACAAGCCAUUAUUAAACUGUGUUUCAGAGAAUGCAGUGUGUAGUUUACGGUGUUCCUCGAAAGGUUGUUGGGGACCAGGAUAUAAAAACUGUGUUGAAAAGGACACACAUUUUAGCAAUCUUAUAGACAAUAUGUUAUGGACCCAGUCCUUAAACUGGUGAUGUGAUUUGUGAUGUCAUGACAACGCAUUGCUGUACAGUUGACGUCAUUCCAGUAUACCGCAUGAGAUUAGUGGUCCACUGCCUAUUAUUUUUGUUGUUGGUUUUUCUGUUAUUAAACGUUCAUAACUUU
Messenger RNA from Magallana angulata, 1066 nucleotides. RefSeq names its product epidermal growth factor receptor-like. The record is from RefSeq and is a predicted model, not a curated record. Lineage: Eukaryota; Metazoa; Mollusca; Bivalvia; Ostreida; Ostreidae. Bases 1 to 936 code for a protein of 311 amino acids. The transcript is spliced from 7 exons.